AUGUCGUCGGCUUCUACAGCCACUCCGGCCAAGCAUGCCUUUGAGAGGCGUGUUGAAGGGGUCAAGUCUCCCAAAAAUGAUAUUAAUGCUUUGAUUUUGGACUACUUGACCAUGGAGGGCUACCCAAACGCGGCCGCAAGAUUCUCGAAAGAGGCAAACUUGCCGCCGCUGCAGGACACCUCGGACAUUGAAACGAGACAGGAAAUUCAGAAUUGCAUCCAUAGUGGCAACAUCCAAGCCGCCAUCGAGACUCUAAAUGAGUAUGAUCCUGAGAUUUUGGACGAGGACAAUGCUUUGCACUUCUCUCUGUUGCGCCUUCAACUCGUGGAGUUGAUCCGAGCAUGCAAUGCAUCGGGAGGAGACAUUACUCCUGCGCUGAAGUUUGCCACGGAGCAACUCGGUCCGCGGGCCUCUACAAAUCGCCUUUUUCUGGAUGAUCUGGAAACAACCAUGGCCCUGCUCUUGUUCAGCCCCGAUAAGCUGGAGCCGCAAUUGGCAGCCCUUCUUGACCCUGGCCUGCGUCGUGAAGCCGCAGACAAGGUGAACAAAGCCAUGCUGGAGAAGCAGUCGAUCCGACGUGAUGCUGCCAUUCGACAGCUUGUUAAGAUGCGAGCCUGGGCAGAGAAUGCGGCGAGAGAGAAAGGCACCAGCCUUCCGGACCGUCUCGACAUUGGAUUGAAAGGUGACGAGCCCUCAAACCAGCCCUGGCGGACCUAUAGCUCCGAGAACGGACAUGAACCCAUGAUGACGACCUGA
Messenger RNA from Trichoderma reesei QM6a, 756 nucleotides. RefSeq lists its product as uncharacterized. Gene Ontology annotation, cellular component: cytoplasm; nucleus. The coding region runs from base 1 to 756 and encodes 251 amino acids. Lineage: Eukaryota; Fungi; Ascomycota; Sordariomycetes; Hypocreales; Hypocreaceae. The record is from RefSeq and is a predicted model, not a curated record. Gene Ontology annotation, biological process: proteasome-mediated ubiquitin-dependent protein catabolic process. The transcript is spliced from 3 exons. Gene Ontology annotation, molecular function: protein binding.